AUGCAAAUAGACCGUCGAAAGGCGGCCACAAUGCGCGAGCGUCGUCGUCUACGCAAAGUGAACGAGGCCUUCGAAACGCUCAAACGCCGUACCUGCGGCUGCAGUAGCACAACCGGCGUCGGUAGCAGUUUCGGCAGCGCCGGCAGCGGCGGCGCAAGUGGCGCUGGCGGUGGCAACGGUAGCACGGCGAGUCAACGGAUGCCGAAAGUGGAGAUUCUGCGAAAUGCAAUUGAGUACAUCGAGAGCCUCGAGGAGCUUCUGCUCUUGCACGGCCUCCUGCCCUCGGGCGGUCUCCCACCUCCGCCCGGCGGCCAUCUGCCCGUCUCGGUGUCAGCCCCGCUGGCAACCAAGUUUCCCGCCCUUUUGACGACCGCCAGCUUCACCGACUCCAGACCGCGGACAUCGGACACGCCUACCAACGGGACUCGAGCCCGAGUCCGCGCUCGGGGCCCCGGCUCCGGCGCAGGCCUCGAGGCCACCACCAACGCCAGAGCCCAGCCGCGUCCAUCCGUCUACGUCGGCCCUGCCGGAGCCCGGCUUCUGCCAGUACCCGGCGGCCCUCAGACCGGUCGCUUCUGCCCGCCUCAGCCCGAGCCCUCGCAACCACCACCGCCACUUUGUCCCCGGCCAAGAGCCGCCGACGCCAAUUACCCACAUCUUUCCGCAGAUCCCGAGGACGUGAUCACCUUCAACUCAUGUCUCUCGCAACCCGCAGCCUUGACGACCUACUCGCCGGGCCGGCUUGUCGCCGUAGCGGCUGCUGCUGCCGCCGCUGCUGCAGCCGCCGCCGCCGCGUCAACGAGCACUGUCACCACCGCUGCCACUUCAGACUGUACCACUUCUGUCGCCUAUUUGACUCCAAGCUCGAACUCACGCUUCGGUUCGGGAACUGACCAACUGGCGGCCGUCUCGACUGCCACCCCAACGUCGCUGACAAUCACCGCCGCCACUACUUCCAUAAUCACUCCCAUCACCAACUCGUCGACAGCCGAGUCCGCCAAAAGGGUCGUCCCCCUCUCGGACAUGCCACACUUUUCCAACCAGCUCCGAAUGAACUCGAAAGUCCCACUCACCGAGUCCUCCUCCUCUUCCUCUUCCUCCUCUUCUUCUUCUUCCUCCUCUUUUUCCUCCUCCCCUGGCCCCAACAACACAGGCACUCUUUCGCCCCCACUUCACUCCACUCACCCAACCUCAUUCUCCUACCUCUCGUACUUACUGCCCGCCUCGGCCACUCCCGUCGCCUCCACCUGCCCAUUCUCCCCACAGGCCUUCUUCACUCAGACCGAUAGCUCUGACCCCAGGCAACCCGCGCCCUGCACAAGUGCCCUGCAGGCCACUGCUGCAUCCGACUCGCCACUGUUGCCCGUCGGCCCGAUGAUGCCCAUCUCGUCGACAGGCCCAUCUGCCUCACUCCCAGCCCUCUCGACCGCCGCCUAUUCGGGCCAAUUUGUCCAGCUCGCCUCUCCCGUCGCCAAGCAUGCCGUCUACGGUUUGUCAGAAGCGAUCCGACCAGGUGGCCUCGACUUGUGCACAGCCUGA
Protopolystoma xenopodis is the source of this 1539-nucleotide messenger RNA. Lineage: Eukaryota; Metazoa; Platyhelminthes; Monogenea; Polystomatidea; Polystomatidae. The record is from the annotation of a GenBank genome assembly.